Molecule: messenger RNA, 4152 nt
Organism: Calidris pugnax (ruff)
Lineage: Eukaryota; Metazoa; Chordata; Aves; Charadriiformes; Scolopacidae
Product: protein BEAN1-like
Exons: 5
Coding region: 185-910 (241 amino acids)
Source: RefSeq, a predicted model, not a curated record
UCUUUUCUUCCAUCUUCCUGUCAUCUCUGGAAGCUCGAUCCGUAUUGGAAUAGGCAGCAAUUAUUCCAAUCUCUAUGAGCAGAGCAUUCUGCCGUGUAAAAAAGAAGAACUACAGUGUGGGGACGGACUCUGCCUCUUAAACUGGUUGCGCUGUCACUACAGGAAGGACUGUGGCAGAGACUACAUGUCCAUCAAACUGACAUGCUCAAAAGUUCACUUCAACCAGAGCAGCGCAACCAGUGAAUUCCCCAGCUAUGGAGAAAAUGGAAAUGAUACCAAUUUACUUGUGUCACCCCUUCUGGUGGCUGGAGUAGUGAUUGGACUUGUGCUAUUCCUGUCCUGCGUUACAAUCAUCAUUGGCAGCCUGCGAAAGGACGGACGGCUGAGACACCCACAUCUGAGGAGAGAUGCUGUUUAUGCUCCAGAUGGCUUCUCUUACGGUGGCUCUUUUGGAGAGCUGAGAUCCACCUGCAUGGAGGAGUUUCCCCCAGGUUUUGAUUUUGGUUCCUAUCUGGAUACACUUUCUCAGGUCAACGUCAUGUAUCCUGAUUCACCUCCACGCUACGAUGAGUGUGUGGGGCCAGGAGCAACUGAAAUAUACAUUCCCACAGAUGAUCCCCCCCCAUAUUCUCUUACGGACCCUUGUCAAAGAAAUGAAAUAUCUAUAAACAUUAGCCUGGAAGAGGAAGCAGCAUCUGGGACUACAGGACAGGCUGCAAAUUAUGCCGUCAGGCUGCAGGACUUGCAGCAGCCCAUUUCAUCCAUCUCUUUGUCGUCCCUGGCUCUGGAGGCUGCUCCCCUGUACGAGACGGUGGUGUGUGAACAGAAUAUCCCCAUCCCACUUGUGCCAAUGGAAGUACGGAAAAAUUCUGCCACUGACUAUCAGACCCUUCUGAACCAAAUCAUGUGAAUAGAAGUGGCUCUUUCCUUCAAUUCUUCUGAAGAACUCAGACUGACAAAGACAUUUAAAUGGAAGAAUAAAACCUCUAAAAGUUUUACCUAUUUUAUAUCUUUAAACAGGGAUGCAAUGGGAUUCUCUUUUUUACAGUGAAUUUUGAAAGUUUACCUAAACUUCCCUCUUUGUGCUUCAAAGUGUUCCACGACAUCACACAGCAUAAAAGAGCAGUGACAAGCAGUGCACCUGACCUUUUUGAAGCAUUUCAAAACACAUCACAGUCAGCCACUCUUACUGUAGAUACAUGUUACCCAGUCAAGCCUACUUGUUGAUUUUAUGAUACUUUGCAUGUUUUAGAGCAGAAGGAAAAAGAAGAGCAUUUUGUUGUCUUUGUAGGUGUCACUAGUCACUUUCAUUCAAUGUCUUGGCAACAAUGUAUUUUUAAAUAAUUCUUUGACUAAAUAUGUGUUUCAGAAGACAGAGACAGAAUGCUGCCUGCAAAACAUGACUAUCAGUACCAUACAUGAGGAGAAAAAAAAAAAGAUAAUAUUUUGAUAGUCACCUUGUUCCUUUGGAAAGCCUGGCCAGUACCAGGCUUUCCAGAGCACUGCAAAGCCUGCUGUAAGUCUUCCUCAAAAGAAAGCAGUGGCAAGGGAUGGAGAGGUGACAGCUGGUCCCCAAACACCAACUGGCUUUAGGGAUGGAAGCUGUACCACAGCUGUGUGCAGGCUGGGAGCGACAUGCCCUUCACGGGCAGUGUCUGGGAUCCCAGAAGUUGCUCCUUGCCAAUUCCCGAGCAUGACCACAUUUUCAGGCACUAACCAGUCCCUUCCUUCAGUACAGAGCCAGCAGUGUUACAAAGGACCUUGACCUCUAGUAAUUGCAUUAGUGGGAUGUAAAUAAUAGAUGCUGGACUCGGCAUGUGCAGGAACGGAGAACCUCACUCUGUGCAGAAAGAAACCUCUUUUAUUAGGCAGGAUCCUUUCCACUGAAAUUUUGCUACCCACAAAUCUAGCCUUUGUUCCUAGACCUGGACCUCUCACACAUUCCCAUAAUAAAUACAUACAAGUUGGAGAUGCACAGCAGCAGAACAGCAGGGUUAAAGGGCAGAUGUGAGAGUUUAAUUUGGCAUGGUACACAAGCAGCCUAUCUUCAACCACUACUAGUUAGCACAGUUAUCAGAGGCUCAUCGCCACUAUAUCUCUUAGAGGUAUUUUCACUGAAAAAAAAAAAUUUACAUUGAUAAAAUGGACUUCAGUUUACUACCCCCACAGAAGGAUAUGUAAAAAUGAGUAUAGUAAAUAUACGGUUGUGUAUAAAAGGAAACAUCAUCCAAAUUAUUAAAAUUGCACUUAGAUAUUCUGUAAAUACUAAAUAAUUUUCAACUGUAAUCAUCAUUCAACACUCCAAAGAUUGACACAAUUAUAAUUAUACUUAGAUGGGAAGUAAUUAUAUGGUUCUUAUUGCUGUAUAAAUUAGACCAUUACUGAGUCAUAUGCCCAUGACGAGAUAAGGUAAGUAUGCAUUUUUUGCUAAGUAGAUGAGAGUAAAUAUGUAUUUUGGUAAAAUAAGAGAAUUCUUUCGCAAUUCAGCAAGAUUUCCAAUAUUCUCAGUACACUACAACCAAAACAACAAAAAUUCAUUGCAAAACUGCCGGGAGGCAUCCCCAGUACAAAGGCUGUAUUUUCCAUUUGUGUUUUUAACAUACAGAACUAUACCUCUUUAAAGUACUAGUGUAAACAGUUGUGUAGGAUGUAAAGUAUCCUGCAAUAAGAGAAGCAAAACUCUACACCAUCUAUUAGCAGUCAGAAAUUAAAACCAACACAGGAGUGUACCACUCAGUUUUACUGGCAGGAAAAUAAGAAGUGAGGGAGAGCACAGAGGUUUAUUCAUGCAGAACAGGACACAGGACACGCUUUCAUAGCUGUGUCUUCCUGCAGCUCUUGGAGACCUGCCUAGAACAGGGUAAAGCACUGGGACCAGACCCUGCUUACUUCAGGCUGCUGUCAGGGAGGUGGAGGGGGAAAUCUAAUCAAUAUUAGAAUUUAAUUUCUUUUUUUUUUCCUGGAAGUGAGUCACUCUUUUAUCUGUAACAUGGCAAACCUGGCAGUUCUUCUGGAGACAAGCACAGAAGGUUUUCACACCUGGCAGGUGAGCCUCUACUCUGUUACAGAUGCUUACAAUUUAUGUGCAUUUUGGGAAAUCCUUUCCACCUGCUCGGCUUUUAACCCAACAGGGAUUUCACAACCUCCCACUAACUUUCUGUCUGUGGUUUACAAAACAAGCUAAUUUUAAGUAAGCUUCUGAUGAUAAUGGGAGAUUUGUAUUUUGCCUCAUAACAGAAAUGCAUUGCUAAGAUUAUAGAAAACUAAACAAAGUCCUUCUUAAUUUGAUAAGUUACCCAUCUGGAUUGUAUGUGGCAGCAUUACUUACAAAUAGCUGUCUACUCCCUCUUGUGGUAUAACGCUUUGUAAUGUCAAGUCAUCUAGUUACCACACUACACAGAGUUCACGAGGGAUUCGUCCGUCAAAAUAAUUCCAGCUUCUCUCUCUCUCAUGGAUAUGGAAGCCAAACCAACACACACAAUUCCAUACUGUAGCGUUUUUCUAAGUUACCACUAAGUGUAUAGGUUAUGUCAUUCGUUAUAAACAAGUAUCUGUAAAAAACAAACUGUGAAUUACAAGUAGAGUAUGCUGCCUUCAGUGAUACCUUACCACGAUCACUUGCAAGACUGGCUUAGAAUUUUCUACUCUUGUUAAUCUUUUUAACUAGGUGAUAUCCAACACUAUUGUGGGGAAAAAAGCUUAUAAUCCAACCCAUAUACCUCUGCAAACAGACAGUAGUAGAAAAAGAAGUUUAUAGCUCUAAAAUUGCUCUAACAGCUUCCACUGCUACUACUGGAACAGUGUUGAAAUUUCUUGUAAUGAUGCAAUAAGAACAUAUUUUCAUUUACUGGAGAAUAGUUAAGGUCCUGGAUAAAUCUCAGCAAAGUUGACAGCGUCUCCUGAUGGUCCUCAUAAGAAACCAUAUCCUCCUAUCAGAUUUUAUCCUAAACUCUCACAUAAUUUAAUGCCAAUCCUAAAACAGGCUUAAGACUGGCCUUUCAUUUAUUACAUGAUUAAUAUAAAAGAAAAGUGUUUGGACAUGCUGUUUCUUGCUAUGUGAUAACAAUACUGUAUUUCUGUAGUCAUCUCUUUUGCUUCGAUUUUUAGUACACUGAUCUUUACACAAAACUUUUAGUAAAGAACAUAAAUGUA